Messenger RNA from Rana temporaria (common frog), 1232 nucleotides. It is a transcript of the gene CAMKMT, whose product is annotated as calmodulin-lysine N-methyltransferase. The transcript has 11 exons. Gene Ontology annotation, cellular component: cytoplasm. NCBI's taxonomy places the organism in Eukaryota, Metazoa, Chordata, Amphibia, Anura, Ranidae. Gene Ontology annotation, molecular function: calmodulin-lysine N-methyltransferase activity. Bases 99 to 1025 code for a protein of 308 amino acids. The record is from RefSeq and is a predicted model, not a curated record.
AGGGAGGGGUGUGGCUAAGACACCGGCUCGCGUGUUGUUUGUUUCGGAAGCGGCAGGGGAGAAUUUGACAGGCGGGCGGAUCUGUACAUUGAGGAGACAUGGAGCGGGGAGAGGGGCAGAGGACAGAGGAGGAGGAGGCCGGGACAGGCAGAGCUGGAACUGCCAGAGCCCGCUGGAGGCUGCUGGGACAGGCACUAAGAAGGAAACGCGUAGAUGAAGAGAACCUCCAGAAAGUAUCUGUUAGAAGGUUCAAUUCUUUUCAGCUUUUCUCAGUAACUCCAUUAACAGAGAAGACAGAAGAUGAGGAGCACACCUGGCUCCAAUACAGAAGUAGAUUCUCCCCGGAGUACAGCGUGUGUUUAAGGCACCGCACAGGAGCUCUAAAUGUUUCUGACAUCCUGACAAGUUUUGACAAUACCGGAAAUGUGUGUAUCUGGCCCUCAGAAGAAGUACUGGCCUACUACUGUCUUAAACACAAAGACAUGUUUCGGGACCUUGCUGUGUGUGAGCUAGGGGGUGGUAUGACAUGCAUGGCUGGUCUCAUGGUCGCAGUUUCUGCAGAAGCCAAAGAGGUCCUGUUAACAGAUGGCAAUGAGAAGGCUAUUAAAAAUGUGUCCCACAUCAUCUCAAGAAGACAAAAUGCUGAGGCUUUUAAAAGCCAUUCGGUGUCUACUAGCAUUUUACGGUGGGAUAAUGAGACAGAUGUCUCUCAACUGGAAGGACAUUUUGACAUUGUUAUGUGUGCUGACUGCUUGUUUCUGGACCAGUACAGAGCCUGCCUUGUUGAUGCAAUAAAGAGAUUACUGCAGCCCUGUGGAAAAGCAAUGGUAUUUGCUCCUCGGAGAGGGAACACUUUAAACCAGUUCUGCAAUCUAGCAGAGGCGGCUGGCUUUUCUAUCCAAAGACAUGAAAAUUACGAUGAGAAUAUUUCCAACUUCCACUCCAAGAUGGCAGAAGAAGAUAAGGACAAUUAUGAUGCAAACAUUCAUUAUCCACAUCUUCUUGUUCUUACUAAGUCAAGAUAACAUCAAUCCAACUUUCUAUAACAAUGUUUCACUUACCAAUGUUUUCAUCACCCAAGUAUUAAUUAGUUUGACAUCUUAUUUUGUUUGAACGUGCUUUUAUAUGUUUUGUAUACAAUUCUACACUUAUGUUUCUAUCCAGUGUAGAAAAAUUACUAUAACUCAUUAUCCAACAAUAAACUAUUAAUAAAAGAGAAACUAUUUACACUA